GGCAUCGAGUGCACACAGAGCGGUGACGAGACGGUUGUGCGCUCCGUUGAUGUUGAUGCCGGUGAGAGGAGCCGGGUGGUCGUUACUGAGCGGGGAGUGAAUGAAGAACGCGGCCCGCGACAGAGCUUGCGCGUUUCACCCAACCGAGCACAGACAGAAAAACACAUAAGCACAUAGAUAUACACGUACAUUUCACAAUCAGACCCAGUUACUUGUAUCUGAACCAAAAUCUUUCCUACGCGGAAUUUUCCCCCGUAAUUAAAUAUUUAUAUUUCGGCUGGGGACUGAAUGGAACCGGACGGAGCGUCGACCGAGGUCGGAGGAGAGAGCGAAGUACCGGCGGCUGAAGAGGCGGCGAUAGAAGGAGCGGAGGGCGAUUUGUACCCGCUAGAAUCAUUCAGUAAAAAAACAUGCUUGGCUGAGAUGCCCUCUUCUUCUGGGAAUAUCGAUGCACCUACAAGCAGAAAGAUUGGACACAGAGGAGUAGAUGCUUCUGGAGAAACUACAUACAAAAAGACAACUUCAUCCACUCUUAAAGGAGCAAUUCAACUGGGUAUUGGAUACACGGUAGGAAAUCUCAGUUCAAAGCCUGAAAGAGAUGUACUGAUGCAAGAUUUCUAUGUAGUUGAAAGCAUAUUCUUCCCUAGUGAAGGUAGUAAUUUGACUCCAGCACAUCACUUCCCUGACUUCAGAUUUAAGACCUAUGCUCCAGUGGCAUUUCGUUACUUUAGGGAACUCUUUGGCAUUCGACCAGAUGAUUAUUUGUAUUCAUUGUGCAAUGAACCCUUGAUUGAACUGUCCAAUCCUGGUGCCAGUGGUUCUCUCUUUUAUGUGACUAGUGAUGAUGAGUUCAUAAUAAAGACUGUUGUAAACAAAGAAGCAGAAUUUCUGCAAAAAUUGCUUCCAGGUUAUUAUAUGAAUCUGAAUCAAAACCCAAGGACUCUCUUGCCAAAGUUUUAUGGACUUUAUUGUGUCCAGUCUGGUGGCAAAAAUAUCCGAGUGGCAGUGAUGAAUAAUGUGUUACCACGAGUGGUGAAGAUGCAUUUGAAGUAUGAUUUAAAAGGUUCAACCUACAAACGGAGAGCUUCAAGAAAAGAGCGUGAGAAAUGCAGGCCAACAUUCAAAGACCUGGACUUCAUGCAGGAUUUCGCAGAUGGGUUACUUUUGGACACAGACACGAACAGCGCUCUGAUUAAAACUCUACAGAGAGAUUGUCUGGUUUUAGAGAGCUUUAAAAUCAUGGAUUACAGUUUACUGUUAGGAGUUCACAAUUUGGACCAAGCAGAACGUGAAAGACAGGCUGAGGGAUUACUAAGUACCUCUGAUGAGAAGCGACCUAUUGCACAGAAAGCUCUAUAUUCCACAGCCAUGGAAUCUAUUCAAGGUGGAACUUCACGGGGCGAGUCAAUCGACACAGAUGAUACGAUGGGAGGUAUACCUGCCAUAAAUGGCAAAGGAGAGAGACUUCUCUUGUACAUUGGUAUAAUUGACAUUUUGCAGUCCUACAGAUUAAUCAAGAAAUUGGAGCACACUUGGAAAGCACUUGUUCAUGAUGGUGACACUGUGUCAGUGCACAGGCCAAACUUCUAUGCUGAAAGGUUUUAUAAAUUUAUGAGCAACACUGUCUUCAGAAAGACAUCACCCUUGAAGUCUUCCCCAUCCAAGAAAGGACGUGCUUCUCUACCAGUUCCUAAAUAUAUUGGUCCAGGGCAAGCUUUUUCUGCCAGUCAGAUUCCUACAGAAGAUGAAGAUAAACGGUAUGACCUGCGGGGAGCUAGGAGCUUCCCAACUCUUGAAGAUGAAGGACUGUUAGGCCGGCCAGAUCUCCUUCCUUGCACUCCCCCUUCAUUUGAAGAAGCAACUACAGCUUCAAUAGCAACAACCCUGUCAUCAACAACAUCCUUGUCAAUAACAGAACAGUCACCAUCAGAAGGCUCAGAGCAUCAUCAUCGCUACAGGAAAACUACACUAUCAUCAGCACCAGAUAUUGGAUCUGACGAGAUAGUCACAGAAACUGGCCUACAGCGGGUCACUGUUGAGCUGGAGGUAAAAUCCAGUAUCGAAACUGAGCAUACAGCUGAGGAGGAAGCAACAGAAGAAGAAGAGGACAAAACGUUAGUGGAAGUUCCUUCAGCAUCUGCACGUACAAGUUCCACUGUUACUUUGGAAGCAGAUACUGUGAGUCAAAUCUCAGAGGCAGCUAGCCACGCCUCUGAGGAGGCAGAAGAUGAUGAUGAUGAGGAGGUUCCAGCAACAGACAUGUAUUUUUUUAUGGAUGGAAAAUACUGGAUUUACUCUCCACAACGCAGUUUUUCUCGAGCUACUUCAAUUUCUGAUGAGAGUUGUGCAGAAGAGAGGGUCUGGAUUUACUCUCCUCUUCACUAUGGCUCUCACGUACGUUCAGUUUCAGACGGAGAAAGUGAAACUUAAAACUUACCCGAUCAUUUUUGAAGAAUGAAGAGGAAAGUUCUUCUGAAGAACUAUGUAUUUUGGUCUGAAGCUGCCUCACUCCAUGGAAUCAGUGGUAUCAUAUUAUCACUCAGGCUGGGCCCAAUGUGUUCCACUAUGUAGUAUGUGAAACUUGGGCAAAGAAAACAUCUGGAACAGAAUUCAUGUUGGGAAGUUGGAACCAAGACGACUUUGUUGGGAAUGGGAGUGGUGGGGCAGCAGGUGAACUUGUUUGUUAGUGUUAACAAAAUUUCUGCACAACUCUGCUCAUGCAGCAAUUAUAUCAUGUGAUUUUAUGUGGUCAAUACUUGUCAGUGACAAAUCACUGCUAAAUAAUCUGCAUCCAGCCGAAACCGGUUCAGUUAGAUUCUGUCUUCUCAAACAGAUUGCAGAGUGCCAUGAUCAACCUCUGUGAAUGUGCAUCUUCUUCUGUUUAUCCAAAGUUCGUGCAGCUUUAGACAAUGUGAUUCCAGUUGUGUAAAUCAUGUGCGAGCGGUCAAGCUCUUCAUUUUGUGCUGAGCUUAAUUUUGCUUUAGUAUUAGUCAACAUUAAUUUGUUUGUGAAUAUAAGUAGAAAGCUGAGUUAUACUGAAGCACUGAAAGCUGUAGACCAGGAAGCACAAUUCAAAAAUGAACAUGCCUCAGAUGGUGAAAGUGCAUUUUCCAGAAUUGAAUAUGCAGUUGUCAUUUUAUUUAUUUUUCAUGGGAAGAAAAGUGUAGAAAGCAGAGCAGUUUUGUGACAGGCAAUCAAUCAGAAACCUUGAUUGCGUACACAUAUAUAUGAAAAGCCUUCCAAAGCUGCAAGUCUUUUUGUGACUUUAGUUUUUAUUGUGCGUCUCAAUCAGGUUGAGAAAUAUUCAAUGGGAUAAAGCAUUUUCCCAAAUCUGAAUCCCAGGUUUAAAAUCAAGUAUGUCACAAGUCAGGUGCAACACAAACUGUAUGCAAUAUCAACUUUCUGUAUGUUGCCAAUUAAGGAUGAAGUACUUUACUAAGUAUAAGUGCAGCAUGGGGUCAAAUGCAUAUAAAAUGUUUCCUUUAUAUUAUCCCAACAGUGUAUCUUAGCCACAGCAUUUGAAAAGCACUUCCCUUGCUUCUGUGACACAUCAUGUUUCUGAAAUGCAUGUGUUUUCUGAACAGAUCAUUCUAGAAAUGUCAGCUGCAAUACAGAAUUGCAGAUGUGUAUAAAAACUUGAUGUUUUGAAUUUUGUAUAUCUAAAUCUUUUAAAGUGUUGCAACCCAAAUUGAACCUGCGUAGUGUAUGAAAAUAUCCAAAAUAUGUCAUGAAUUAUCUUACAACUAUGAACGUUACACUUAAGUAACUAUGAAAUGAACUAUCAUAAGAGGUUUGACAAACUUGAAUGUUCCAUUUCUGUUAAAGCAAUUGUGUCAAGGAUAUUAUAUUCCUAAUCCAUCUUACAAAUUAAUGGAAAUAAGUAGUGAGUUGUUCUUCCCAAAUUAUCCAUUAGAAAGAACCUACUGUUGUUCCCCCUCCAGUCCAUCCUCAUAACUCAGCUGUUUUAAUUUAGGAUGUCAAUACUGCAGCCCCAUUAGACCUGGUAAUUAGGUACUUCAUACACAGGUAAUUUAGUCCAAUUCGUGACUAGAUCUUUUACUCACUAGUUUGUGCUGUGUGAAGUUUCUGUUCUUGCAAUUUACAAAUUCUAAAGAAGAGCCUAAAAGUACGUUUAAACUUUGUAGAUGGCCCUGACAUUUUAAGUGCACAAUUUCACGAGUUUUAAACUUGUAAAUUUUUUGUAAUUAACCUAAUUGGUUCCUGAUCACCAAUAUGUAUCAGGUGUAAAGUGUCUGCUCUGCCCAAUGUUAAUUAUUGUUUUCCUUUACUUAGAAAUCAAAAACCAAGAAAAGUUGAAGAGAAAUAUCAUUAUUUGAUAGUCACUCAGGGUUGGACAUAUGUUUGUAUGGAGAUAAGAGGCAUGAGAUCAAUUAAAAUAAAAAUCCAAGAAACCUUGAUAUCCUGACACUAGAGCAGUGACUAUGCUUCAGAGUGCCACAUUGACUGUAAAAUACUUUGGGACUUCUUAAGGUCAUGAAAAGCAUUAUAUCGAUACAAGUUGUUUCUAAACCAAAACAGUAAAGCCUGUUUUAGUUUUUAACAGAUGUUUGAACUGCUGCUGUUAAAUAACUAACUAAAAAAAUCACUUUUUAAAAAAUGUAUACUGCCAAUUCUGUUGACAUUAUUUCCAUCCCUUUUUUGUGCUGAUUGCUGAUACCAACUAUAAACAUUUUCUAUGCUGUCAACUGAGUGCAGAUCACGUUGAAGGACUUAACAAUGAUAUUUAUUGAAAUACUAACUGCAUCAAAUAUAAGACUUCAGACAUGAUCAAGUUUUAACAAAUAGUUGUUUUACCAUUUGUAAGACUCCAGCUGAACCAUAUUAUGAUUGAAUGAAUAAUAGUUCUCAAACACAUUCCUUAAAUAUUUUCAAAACUAAACUUAAAGCAAAAGAUUAGUUACUUGCGUAGGCGUUGCAAGUUUAAUUGAAAAUAUUUCUUCCACUAUACAUUCCUUCUGACUACAGUUACCACUGUUUGAGCACUAGUACCAUUUAAAAUUCAGAUAUGGUUUACAUUGCUGAAAAAUUUCUGUUAUAUACUUUUCUAGUGUUAACCUCUGUCAGAUUGAUGUGGGAAUUUCUAGUAUUAGGUCAUUGCUUACUCCAGUUGUGAAUUCUGACUACCAGUGCAUUUGAAUUUGGAGAAUCUUGAUUUUGAAGGCUUGAGUGAAUUGACGUCCUGACACAUCAUUCAGAGACUGGGAAUUAGAAAAAGAUAUAUUUUCACAGAUAUUUAAGGGCAUAUUUGAUACAGUUUAUUCUGUUCACGAGUGUUUGAUGUUUAAUUUAAAUACGUUGUUACAUUUUUAGAUGUUAAGGUAAUCAGACCUGUUUGGUUAAUUUUGGUAAAAGCAAAAGGAGAAUGAGUUGGUGCCAGUCAGGAAGGAGUUGGUCCCCAUGAUCUUUUAUAAGCCUUGAAUUGUGAACUCAGAAUAAACAAUAAUCCAAUGCUUAAAGUUUGCUAAGUUUGGUGUAUAAACAAUUAAGACAUUGGAAAUUGAAUCUCCAGAACAGCCAAUCUAAACCAGUGAUAGGAAGGCAAAUUUGCAUUUAAAGUUUUGCAUUUAUUUGAAUUAUGCCCUUCCAUCUUAUUUUGGAAUGAUUAGGAGUCUAAAUUAGUUUUCAUAUGUUUCCUCAGCCCAUGUACCUAAUGAAAAGGUAGUUUAUUUGAAAAAGCUGUUAUGUAUGUAACAGAUUUGCAGAACUAUCUCUGUUUUCUAACUGACCCUGUGGCUUCUUCAGAUAUAAGCUUCCUCCAGAAUAAAAUUCUCUCCUAACCCUGCUUCCCUCCCUAGAUCAAUGCCAAUCUACUGUUGGUCUAUUUUGGGUUGUAAUUAAGGGAUGGAACUGUUUAUCUAUUCGAACUUGCAGCCCCACCCACCCCUAACACACACACACACACACGUUCAAAAACAGCGUAAAUUAUCUAAGUGUCCCUCUGCAAAGAAGCUUAAUUGGUGAUCUUAUUUUGCUGAAGGCCAUUUUGCUGACAAAGUAGUAGAUAUAUCUCUCAAUCAUGCAAUAUCUUUUACUUAAUUCUUUACACAAUGAAACUUGUUUUAAUUUUGCGCACACUCACUGACCACAUUGCUUCCACAAAUCAUGCAGUGUCUGGCUGUCACAAUCUAUUUAAAUUGCAACUUAUGACUUUGUUUCAUUACCAGUUGGCUCAUGCAUCACUUUCCAAAUUGUUUUUGCACCCCACCUGCUUUGAUGGAAAGGGCAGUGUGGUUCUUAAGCUGUGGAAGAGUUUUGACCACAGGCAGUUCAAUAAAAGGAGCAUUCUGCUCAUUUGAAAAAGUGAAAUUAAACAAAUUAUGAAGGAUUGCUUAUUUUAAACAUUUUCAACCUUUUUAAAUGGCAUGAUAGCUAGAUAAGAGAGUGUCCUUUUUUUAAAGAAACACAGUUUAACAAAAUCAUUGUCAAGGUUGUUCUCUUCAUUCUUGAGUCACAUGUAGAGUUGAAUUCUUUUCAAAUUACAUUUGUACUCCGGCUAACCGUAAGGUAGCUAUUAGGCAGCUACAUUGUCCUUGGUGCAUUUUAAUUACAGAAGUAAAUGAUCAGUUAGGGUUCUCUUUCUCAAAUACUGUACAGUGCUUCAUGCUGGAAAAUGUCUCUCUGGACAUAAUUUGCCUUGGCUAUCUUGUUCCUUGCAGUUUGCUGUUUUCUGUCACCCAAAUUUGAAUUCACAUGAUUAUUGGCCACUAAGGCGCUCGAUGUGUAGGCCGAGUUAUUCCGAUGUAGUAAUGUAUCCCAUUUGGUGCUUUGGGAGCGUGAUGUCGAAGGGAGGAGAAUUGAAAUAAUAGGGUAAGAAGUCACACUUAAUACAAAAGACCUUGUUCAGAAUUUUGUUGUCCAGUGUUUGGAAAGCAGUAGCGAGUUCAAAUACUCCAGAAGAAGGGUCUUCCCUUUAAAAAUUCCGUACAUAGUAUAGCUAAGCUUCCACAAUAUUUGCUGUCAACUUUCCUAAUACCAAUAAAGUUCGCUAAUAUUAAGUUUCCAAAUGGAAUGAUGAAAUUACAGUCAGUUGCUACUUUCUCCUUUCCUUUUCAAGCACAGUUGAUUCAAGUAUGACACAGUAUUAACAUCUUGGCAUUUGAUGCUAAAAAUGCAAGGAGGGAUAUGCUUACGAGAUUAGGCUGCUUUUUGAGAAACAGUAGAGGUGCUGCACAGUUCUUCCCUUGUUUGUUAUUUCAGAUUCACAGCAUUUCCAUCUUUACUUGAUCUAUAGAUAACUGGAGUGAAAAUUCAGAUGAAUUUUGCCCUAGAAUAAUUCAUCUCCUAAGAUGCAGGUAGCUAUCGCAUUCAUCAAUCAUUAGGAUUGAUGGUAGCGUCCUAUGGUUCAGUACUAAAAUAUUGACUGCUGUAAAUCCCUAUGAAACAUAGCUUGAAUAAUUUUUACAGUUAACUGGUGAUAGAGGUGAAAAUACACUUCCCAAUAAAUUGUGUUAAUUAAAUUUGCCUAUCUUGGCUGGCAAUUUAUUGCACACGUUAAAGUGUUGGUAUUAGUACUAUUUUCUCAUGUUUUUGUAUCCAUACAGGUUUUCCUGCUUAUAUUGCUAGAGAAAAGUAACAAUAAUUGUUGCACAAUGAACCGCACACUUUGGCAUUUAAAACAAAAUCCAUGGUUUGUUCACUAUAGUUUUAAAAUGCACUGUUUUAUGGCAGCAAAUGUCACCACCUACUUAAUCAGGAACAGAAAGUAGCUAAUGUGAAACAAGUUGUUAAUGAAUAUUUUAAAAGAAUUUAAUGUCCUGGCUAGAAAUGUGAGAGAAUGGUUUUGUUUCUGUUGUGAAAAGUAUAUUUUGAACAUGAAAUUUCCCACUUUACAAUAAACUAACUUCAUUUAA
Messenger RNA from Stegostoma tigrinum, 7871 nucleotides. Its product is annotated as phosphatidylinositol 4-phosphate 5-kinase type-1 gamma-like. The record is from RefSeq and is a predicted model, not a curated record. The transcript is spliced from 19 exons. Gene Ontology annotation, molecular function: phosphatidylinositol kinase activity. Gene Ontology annotation, biological process: phosphatidylinositol metabolic process. NCBI's taxonomy places the organism in Eukaryota, Metazoa, Chordata, Chondrichthyes, Orectolobiformes, Stegostomatidae. Bases 289 to 2430 code for a protein of 713 amino acids.